Molecule: messenger RNA, 2019 nt
Organism: Cylindrotheca closterium
Lineage: Eukaryota; Bacillariophyta; Bacillariophyceae; Bacillariales; Bacillariaceae
Source: the annotation of a GenBank genome assembly
AUGCGAAAUAAAAUGAGAUCUGGAAAUGCCAACGUCCGCAACUCAUCCAGACCCUCUGUUGGAAGCCAUGGGGAAUUGGAUGGCGGAGACAUCCCAAACGUUCCUUCGUCAGAGCUGCGUGCGGUCCAUAAAAUCCACCUUGCCCGACUGCAUCACAACUACAUUGAAGUCGAAGCAGCAGCGAAUCGACAACGUUGCUCGGUGAUAGUUGUUGUCAAAGCCGACGGAUAUGGUCACGGGGCAAUCAGAACGGCACUCUUUCUUGCUGAUAAUAUGGGAGCAGAUGCUUUCGCUGUCGCAACCUUGGAAGAAGGCAUAGCACUACGCAAGGCCUUUCAGGACACACCUCCUGGGAUGCCAUACAAUCCAUCUGGUGGGAAUUCUCUCCAAGCCAAAAACUCAAAUUCCACUAAAGACGUAGCUUCAUUGUUUCAACCGUCUACCAAUACCACAAAUCCUACAAGAAGUAUCGACCCGUCAUUCUCACGACGAAGAUAUCAUCGGCCGGCCAAAGUCAGAAUAUUGGUCCUGGGACCUCCAGCUCCAGCUAAAAAUGUGUUUGAUGAUUUCCUGCAUUUCAACAUCGAAGUGAUGAUCUCUGGUCCUGAAGUGGCGAAGGCCCUACUUGAAUGGGUUUGCAACACAGAAGAACGAAAACGGUUGCAAGUUGAGAGGGCUGCAACAGAAGCAAAGGAGCGUGCCUUACAAUUACAGUCCAAUGUCCAACAAACACAACAAGGGACAAACCAUUCUUCUCGUUUACGAAAGAAAACGAGUGAUCCUGAUUCCCCAAACAAUGAGAAUUCCGUUAAUUUCAACAUGGAGACUUCGCAACUUUACCGUCCGCCCUCUGCAACACUUGGCAAUGUAACUGGGAUGGAUUUGGCCAAGGAAGUUCGGCAGAUAUUGAAUAACCAAAAAAUGACCAGCGCGUCGACAACAAAUUCUUCUGAUACAACGAUCUUGACAAACUCUUCGUUGAACGCAUCUCCAAAAGGAAAGACAGCCAUAAAGACAUUUCCUGGUAUUGAAGAAGCAGCCAAAAACUCAAGGUCACGCCAUAAAGCAAUUUCCAAAGCGACGAGAUGUGAACCUGAUACAACUGAUGCCCAUCCAAAGAACCCACUUUCUAAAUCGUCGCUAGGGAUCGGAAGAAAACGCUUGCGAUGGCAUGCUUUGGUCGACAGCGGAAUGGGUAGACUUGGAUUUCGUACUGAUACCGUUUCUAGCGAAGAGGAAGGACAGAGGCGUGAUACUGUUGAUAUCAUGAAAGAGCUGCUAGAGUUAGAGGAUAACAUGGAUGUACCGGUUGAGUUCUUUGGAAUGUGUACCCACAUGGCAGAUGCCAGCUCUUCAAGUUAUACAGGCUCUCAAAUGGAGCGCUUCAAGUUCUUACUCAAGAGGGCCCGGGCUGCAGGCAUUUCUGUGCCAACGAUUAGUACAGACAACUCAGCUGCUUUGUUGACAACAGAACACAAACACUUUGACCCCAAAGAGCUUUUGACUCAGGAUUUCACAGAUUCGAGAGGUUUCGUUAGGACCGGUGGGGCUAUCUAUGGACAGCGACCAGCUUUCCACCAAAUCAGAGCGAUCUCAACUCUUUGCGCAUCCGUACGCCAUGUAGCAAUAUUGAAGCAAGGGGAAUCAGUUGGAUAUGAUCGUGCUUACAUUGCACCCUCAGACGUAAGGAUUGCCACCAUUGCGAUCGGUUUUGCUGAUGGAUAUCCUAGGGAGCUCGGAAAUGGAGUUGGAAAGGUUGCAAUACGUGGGUCAUUAUUUCCUGUUGCUGGUAAUGUCUGCAUGGAUAUGCUAAUGGUGGAUCUUGGUCCAGCACAAUCAUCAGAUAGUCCUGGGGCAAGCAUAGUUGUUGGCGAUACUGCAAUUCUCUGGGGUCCUGAAAGUGACGAAGACGGUGAUGGUUUGGUUCGGUUGCAAGACCUUGCCGCACAAUUGAACACAACUCAAUCUGCAUUGACUUGUGGGCUCAACAAGGACCGCGUACUCCGCCAGUAUGAAUAA